This is a messenger RNA of Colletotrichum truncatum, 369 nucleotides long. RefSeq names its product conidiation-specific protein 10. The record is from RefSeq and is a predicted model, not a curated record. Lineage: Eukaryota; Fungi; Ascomycota; Sordariomycetes; Glomerellales; Glomerellaceae.
AUGAGCAGCAACAACCCCGGAAACUUUGCCAACCGCCCCAAGGAGGAGGUCCAGGAGAUCGCGGCCAAGGGCGGCCACUCCAGCGGCGGCAGCGGCGGCAACACCCACAGCAGCUCCGGUACCCACUCUUCCGGCACCGGCAACUCCAACCCCGGCAACUUUGCCAACCGCCCCAAGGAAGAGGUCCAGGAGAUCGCGGCCAAGGGCGGACAUUCCAGCCACUCUGGCGGUUUCGCCAGCAUGGACGCCGACAAGCAGCGCGAGAUCGCGUCUGAGGGCGGCAAGGCCUCGUCCGGCUCUUUCGAGCCUGGUUCUGAGAAGGCGCGUGAGGCGGGCCGCAAGGGCGGUCUCUCGGGCGGCUCCAACUAG